GUCAACAAUGUAGCGAUUGAGAGUGUGGGCGUUCCGGGGAGAGCGCGAGCCGCGCGGCGAGGAGCAAACAGCGCCGAGCCGCCGCCGCCUCAGCAGCAGCAGCAGCAGCAGCAGCAGCGACCGUGCGCGCCCGGGCUGCGGCCGCAGCAGCGCUAACGUGAGCGCCCGCCGCCGCCCUCACCACCCCGCCUGCCUACUCCCGCUGCCGCCGGGCUCUCGCUUUCUCCCCGGCCUCCCCUCGACCCUUCCCCUCCCCCUCCUCGGCACACUCGGGGGGCUGGGAACGAGCUGCCAUGUGAUGCGCGUCCUCUCCGCGAGCUUUCGGUGACCCCCGAACCGCCCACCGCGCCGGCUGCCGGGAGGGGGCUGCGGGCUGGGAGGACGCGGGGAAGAGGAGGCGGAAAAGGACGCAAAGUUCUCUGGCGAGUGCAGCUGUCUGCUUUGGGAAGUGAGGUGUACAGGAACGAGGAGAAUCUUCAAGAGCUGACUCGCGUUGUGACAUGUCUGAUCCCUCGCUCCAGUCCCUGCAGCAUGAACAAGGUGGACACUCACUGACCUGUCAUAAGGUUGCCCCACAAAGCUUUGGGGUCCAUGUCUGAAUGGAUUGCUGUAGCCUUCUCAUCUCUCCCUUCGCCCAGUUCCCUGCAUCCUAAGACUCGAAGCCAGCACAGGACCUGGAAAAAUUACAUGGUGUGAACGGCAUGUCUGUGGAUGAGAAGCCUGACUCCCCCAUGUAUGUGUAUGAGUCCACAGUCCACUGCACCAACAUCCUCCUGGGCCUCAAUGACCAGCGGAAAAAGGAUCUUCUCUGUGAUGUGACUCUGAUCGUGGAGAGGAAGGAGUUCCGGGCCCACCGGGCUGUGCUGGCGGCGUGCAGUGAAUACUUCUGGCAGGCGCUGGUCGGACAGACAAAAAAUGACUUGGUCGUCAGCUUGCCUGAGGAGGUCACAGCCAGGGGCUUUGGGCCGCUGUUACAGUUUGCCUACACCGCCAAGCUGUUACUCAGCAGAGAAAACAUCCGCGAGGUCAUCCGCUGUGCCGAGUUCCUGCGCAUGCACAACCUGGAGGACUCCUGCUUCAGCUUCCUGCAGACCCAGCUCCUGAACAGCGAGGAUGGCCUGUUUGUGUGCCGCAAGGACACUGCGUGCCAGCGCCCACACGAGGACCAUGAGAACUCCGCGGGAGAGGAAGAGGAGGAAGAGGAAGAGAGGAUGGAUUCAGAGACUGCCAAGAUGGCUUGCCCCAGGGACCAGAUGCUUCCAGACCCCAUCAGCUUUGAGGCUGCUGCCAUCCCAGUAGCGGAAAAGGAAGAAGUUUUGCUGCGCGAGUCCGACGUGCCGACGGACACCAAGGAGAGCUCCGAAAAGAACGCGUUAACGCAGUACCCCAGAUACAAGAAAUACCAGCUUGCAUGUACCAAGAAUGUCUACAAUGCAUCAUCACACAGUACCUCAGGUUUUGCAAGCACAUUCAGUGAAGAUAACUCUGGCAGCAGCCUCAAGCCGGGGCUUGCCAUGGGGCAGAUUAAAAGUGAGCCACCCAGUGAAGAGAACGAGGAAGAGAGCAUCACGCUCUGCCUGUCCGGAGAUGAGCCUGACGUCAAGGACAGACCGGGGGAUGUCGAAAUGGACCGGAAACAGCCCAGCCCCGCCCCUGACCCCGCCCCGCCUGCCGGGCCCGCCUGCCUGGAGGGAGCCCGGAGCGUGUCCUCUCCCUCCUGUCUAAGGUCUCUGUUCAGCAUAACAAAAAGUGUGGAGUUGUCUGGCCUGCCCGGUACAUCUCAGCAGCACUUUGCCAGGAGUUCAGCGUGCCCUUUUGACAAGGGCAUCACUCAGGGUGACCUUAAAAGUGACUACGCCCCUUUUCCGGGGAAUUAUGGACAGCCCCACAUGGGCCAGAAGGACUCGUCCAACUUCACCAUGGGGUCGCCCCUCAAGGGGCCUGGGUUGGAGGCUCUCUGUAAACAGGAAGGAGAGCUGGACCGGAGAAGUGUGAUCUUCUCCUCGAGUACUUGUGACCAAGUGAGCACUUCAGUGCAUUCGUAUUCUGGGGUAAGCAGUUUGGACAAAGACCUCUCUGAGCCGGUGCCAAAGGGUCUGUGGGUGGGGGCUGGCCAGACCCUCCCCAGCUCACAGGCCUACCCCCACGGUGGGCUGAUGGCUGACCACUUGCCAGGAAGGAUGCGGCCCAACACUAGCUGCCCGGUGCCAAUCAAAGUCUGCCCUCGCUCGCCCCCCUUGGAGACCAGGACCAGGACUUCCAGCUCCUGCUCCUCCUAUUCUUACGCAGAGGACGGCAGCGGGGGCUCGCCCUGCAGCCUCCCUCUCUGUGAGUUCUCCUCCUCGCCCUGCUCCCAGGGAGCCAGAUUCCUUGCCACAGAACAUCAGGAACCAGGCCUGAUGGCAGAUGGAAUGUACAACCAAGUUCGACCCCAAAUUAAAUGUGAGCAGUCUUACGGAACCAACUCCAGCGACGAAUCCGGAUCGUUCUCGGAAGCAGACAGUGAGUCGUGUCCUGUGCAGGACAGGGGCCAGGAGGUCAAACUUCCCUUUCCUGUAGAUCAAAUCACAGACCUCCCAAGGAACGAUUUCCAGAUGAUGAUUAAGAUGCACAAGCUAACCUCAGAACAGUUAGAGUUCAUUCACGAUGUCCGGCGGCGCAGCAAGAACCGCAUCGCGGCCCAGCGCUGCCGCAAGAGGAAACUGGACUGUAUUCAGAAUUUAGAAUGUGAAAUCCGCAAACUGGUGUGUGAGAAAGAGAAGCUGUUGUCAGAGAGGAAUCAGCUGAAAGCGUGCAUGGGGGAGCUGUUGGACAACUUCUCCUGCCUCUCCCAGGAAGUCUGCCGAGACAUCCAGAGCCCCGAGCAGAUCCAGGCCCUGCAUCGGUACUGCCCUGUCCUCAGACCCAUGGGUCUCCCCACAGCCUCCAGUAUUAACCCUGCGCCCUUGGGUGUCGAGCAGAACCUUGCUGCCUCCCAGUGUGCGGUGGGGGACAGUGUGCCCUGCUGCUUGGAGCAGGGCGCAGCUCCCCCUGGCCCGCCCUGGGCACCCAGCAACGCCUCAGAGAAUUGUACUUCUGGGAGGAGGCUGGAAGGCCCUGACCCUGGAACCUUCUCAGAGAGAGGACCUCCCCUUGAACCCAGGAGCCAGACAGUGACUGUGGACUUCUGCCAGGAAAUGACUGAUAAGUGUACAACUGACGAACAGCCCAGGAAAGAUUAUACUUAGUGACUCAGCCUGCCUCCCGGUUCUCACACCUCCCCCACCCAGGUGUUCUGUGGUCAGCCUGUGGCGCUGUUCAUCUGUCGUCUGAAGAACCAAGAAGGAAUUUGGUGCACACUACAGAGGUCUUAGCAGCAAUACUGUUUCUAAGUAUUCCCUCCUCUCUUCAAGCAGGAGUGAUAAAUAGUUACCUUCACAAUGGUGCUACCCCUUGCUCAGGCAAGGAAAGACAACAGUGAUGACACUGUCUGUCUGUGGGUUAAUUUCAAUCUUAACAGGGAUAGACUAAACACCUCUAGGACCCAACCACGGAUUUUUUUUCUCAGUGGCCCAUGUCACAAACCCUAUCUCAGGAAUUUCUUCUGAAUGUUCAAUUUUUUUCAUUGAAGACAGCUUCUAUACACAUCAAAGUUUUAUAGCUAGACUGUACAUAUUAUAUAUAAUAUAUAUAUAAAAUAUAUAUAUCUCUCCAUAUGCAAAAGUCCUGCAUGCCUCAAUUUUCUCAUCCUAAAACUGGAAACUUCAUUUCUCAUUGAUAAACAGGUUUCAACAUUCCUCUUCUUUUGUCUCUGAGGCUAGAACUAGUUUCGUAACUGUCAUGGUCAUUUUUCUUGCUUCACAGUUCAAUUUCACUUUGUACUUAUUUAUGAAUAGAAGUCAAUGUUGGAAGCUUUUUUUGAGGUUUUACUUCAGGCCUUUUUUUUUGUUUGGUUUGGUUUUGGCACCAUCCGCUGGUGCCAUGUGAGUAUUGUGGGUUUGUGUUUUUCUCGCAGAUACUGUACAGUCAUGGUCAACUCUGCCACUUGCACUGAGUUUUGGGUCAAACCUAUUUUCUUAAAUGAAGUUGUAACUUCAGUAUAGCUCAAAUAUACUGUAUAUUCUUUGCUUUUAGUUAAAAAGUAAAACAUUUUAGCUAAUUAAAAAGCACUCAGGUGAUAAUUAUGUAGGAAAAACAAUCUUGCCAAAUAAUGAAUUCAUCCUAGGAUGUAUAGACAAUAAACUGCUUGAAUAUUUUUAUAUUUCACCUCCUCCCCACCCUUCCCUAAGCAAAGUUGAAAUGCAGUUCGUGAGUUCAAAGUUGAUGCCGGAUGUUCAGAUUCCCGAGUGGGGAGAGAGUUUGGACGUCUCACUCAAAAGUGCAUCCAAACAGCAGGAAUUCCUGAUUUUACACCAGAGCUCAGCAGGCAUCGGCUCCUAGAAAUCGAGUUAGAACCGUGUGCUCACGCAGGGAGUAAGUCCCAUUCAUUUCAGCACUUCCUGGAGCCUCUGCUUGCUCCUGGAAGUGUCGUGCUGUAGGACCUUCUCCUUUGAAGGACUUGGCUGACCAGCCACCCAGCUUCCCUGCCCAGGACCAGCCUCCCAGGACAUCUCGCCUGAGGGCAUUUGAGAGGCAGCCCUGGGAGUCCUGCCUCUAAGGGGAUCAGUGCAGCUCACCCAGAGUAGGAGAGAGCAGGGCAGAUGUGAGCCUGAGGUCUGUUCCUGAUGCACGCGGAAACAUUUCUUUCUCCUUUCCUUCUCCAGAUGCUUUGAGUUGAAUUCUGAGGUUUUUCCACCGGUCUUUUGUCCAAAGGCAAAUUUCAUUCCAGGCUUUGGACAAGAUAUGGCCAGGAGGCCUCCCUCCCCCCUGCCCCCACUACACACACCUACCCUCACCUGAUGAUAAUUUUCUUCUCUUGCUGCAAAACUGGUUGGCUUGCAACCCACAGAGCAGCUUCCGUUGGCUCUGGGGGCAUGUUGGCCCCUGGCACGUUUACAGGAAGGUGUGCCCAGAUCCCGCAGCCACAAAGGAGGAGGAACCAGCUCCCUCCCUCCCGUGGGCCCUCCAGCCUGGCUUGGGGAGAGUCCCAGAUGAAUGGUUUGAUGUGGGGAUGGGGUGGUGGGCAGUGGGGACUAGAUGGUUGACUUUGUUUCUUUAUUUGUGCCAUUGUUUGGACAAUAUUAAAGCUGCAUGUAAAAGGGGAAAUUAGUAUAUGAUGUAGGCGAAAAGUGAAAUCAUAGUAACAUAUGUUUUAGUAUUAUUAACUUUUUUCUGUACAAAUAUUAGCGCUAAAUGUUUAAAUAUGUAUGGAUGCCAGAAAUUUGUUGGAUCAUGCGGUAGGAUUUUUUUUUUUUUUAAAGGCUUUUCUUUUAAAAUAGCUCCACUUUUAAAACCUGCCUCUGGGUUUUUGUUCUUUCUCAUGUGUGUAUGUACGUGUGUGUGCCUGUCUGAGACAGAUUUUGAUAAAGCUCUGUGUGAGAGCCACCGUUUUUGUUACGGUUGUUGGAAUUUCUUGGCCCAGGAGAAGGGUUCUGUGCUGCACCGUGAGGUUUGCCUCCAUGGGAAACUGGUGACAGCUCGAAUUCAGACUCAAUGUGAAUCACCUGAUACAUCACAGGUAUGUGUUACGGUGGAGAGUCAGCCAACAGUAUUUUGUUUUUAACUCUCUUGUUGCCUUUUUUAAGUGACCUCCUCUUCUUUUAAAAAAAAAAAAAACGAAUGUUUUCUGCUCAUAUCAUAACCAGGUCCAAACCAGCUUGUUGGCGUGAUUUACCCUGGUGACAACUCAUGUGCAACUGGUAGUCUUGACCACAUUCCGUCCGCUCCCCUUUCUGUUGUUGGGUCCUUGCACACCUGCCCGGCAGCCGUUUCCGGGUGGGGAGGGGUCUCUUUAUUUCUCUCCACCCUAACCCAGCCCACAUCCUCCUCCCACCAACCCCCACCUCGCUUUUCUUCCUCUUCCCCCACCAAACCCCUGCGGUGGGAACUGGUUAAAAACACUGCUCAAAAGACUCUUUCGAUUUCUGAGAGAUAUUUUAACAAGUUGUUGUUAUUUUGUUCACUAUCUACCAAGAACAGCGACUGGCUUUGUGCAAUUGUUUAUGUGACGCGUCUUUGUGUUUACUACUCUGAACCAUGUGUUUGUCAAAAUUAUUUCUGGGUUGAUUCAAAGGGAGGACUAGCUGGGGGCCAGAAUCCAAAUGGCCUCAAGUGGAGCCCGUCUCCUUUCUCUGGGAUCCCUUGGCGAAGCCCAUGUCUUUUAUGAUAAAGAAAAGCAGUAAACAGCAAGGGAUAGUGUUUGCACAGCAUGUUGACAUUUAGUUGUGUUUUUAAGAGUCGUUCCUUACAAAAAUAAAGGACCCUCCAGCCAUGGACUGUUUAGGAAUCUCCAGGUAGCCAGGGCAGCAUGCUUUAUAGGGACACGGACAGUGGAGGUGGCCGUGGGGCUAAUUAACAUCCGCCUGAAUCUAGUCCUCCCCUUGAUCUGCCUUUGCUCUGCUUCUGUCUCCAGACAACCUCCCUUGUUCAGGUUGCUCAGGCUGCGGGCAGGUGAGUGUUUUGCUGUAUGUGUCUGUUUCUCUGCGUUAUCUGGGGGUGCCUUGAAUAAAAUCAAACUUCAAGACAUACUGAUUCUGGAACAAAACAGUUGCAAAAACAAACAAAAGAGCUGGCAAAGUUCCUGGGCCAACCUGCCACUUCUCCUCCGGGUUCCCGAAUAAUGACUCAGGCGUCAGAGGUGAUGCUGCAGUAGAAACGUUAUUUUGUGUAUUGUACAAGUAAUUUAUUAACUGUCUUUCUAAAGGUAUGCUGCUUUUAAGAUGCACUAUGAUUUGGGAUUUAAUCCUUGUGUUGCUUUCCCAAGGAAGUAAAAAAAGGCUAGUGAUUGCUAUGCCAACUGCCCCUUCUCCUUAAAAAGGAGGGCAGGGACCAGCUCCAGGACUUGCAGCGAGGACUGCUGAAGUCAGGGGCGCAGUGUGACGGGCAGUGCGGUCAAGAGGUCUAAACCUACACUUUCUCUUUUAAUACUUUAUGAUUGCCAUUAAAGAAAAAGAAACAAAUAAAAUUAUAAACCUUUCAAGAAACCGCCUGGUCCUGCCCCUACGAGCUGCUCCACGUGCUAUGGAGGAGCCUAAUCCUCUCAAAAUGAGGACAAGCCUACAAGGCUCUUUCAAACCCCGAUCUGGCUACCUGUCUCUAUACAUUACACCCCAUUUGAAGUAGGAGCUGCUUAAUAAAUGACUUCAAACUGCUCCACUCUUGCUUAUAGUUUUGGAGGAGUCACAGAUCCAGAAGGAGGAAGAAUCAAGUUUUGUCCUCAAAUCACUGUAAAUAGACUAAGGAACUUUUUUUUUUUUUUUUUUAAGAAUAAAGCUGUUCACUGUGUGAUGAGUUAGUGUUUCUUCGCAAAAUCGAGGAUUUCGUUGUAGGUUCAGUCCCUGCCAAGUCAGUCCACAGCACAACGCCCUGUGUGGGGUCGGUGUUCGUGCAGACCAUCUGUGUGUGUGGAGGCAUUCUGUGUUCAAGCUGCGUGUUUGCAGUACUGGCCGAGCCAUCUCAUGACCCAAGCAUCAAAGACUGAUGCUGUAGAAUAGAAUAUAUCUGUGCACAGAUAGUGUGUGCAAAUAGUAUUUGUACAUAGAAAAGACCUAUGGUGGCAGAUUGAGGAUAAAUUAUUCAACUGACGGUGCAAAAACAUUUCUUGCAAAGAAAAGUAAGUGUAUAGUAUUUUCCUACACUCCACCCUGGGAGAUAAUAUUUAUAUCAAAUGAAUAUCAGUGCAUUUUGAUUGUGAUAUGAAAAUGAUGCUGCCAUUUUGUGAAGAAUACCCACUUGGUUGCAGAGGCCCACUUUCGUAGAUGUGAUUUAAUGUUGUGACGUGGUGUAUGCAUUUUACUCUCAAGCAAUGGAUAAGCGACUCUGGCUUUCAUUUUCAUUCCACUUUAUUGACCUCAGAUAAAACAGUGGCCCUCCUUAGAAGCAGAAGUGCACCGAGACCAUUCAUUUCAGGUAGACCCGCGUUCAGUGCCAAAUGCUCCCAUAGGGAUGAUGGACAUCUUUAUCAGGAAAGAGUGAAGGGACUUCAACAAAGAGGGUUUUUCCUACAGAUUGAUGCUAAGUCUUCUACCAAAACAUGUCUGGAGGCAGAGGAGUGACCCCUUGAGUCCUAACAAUGCAUUUUGCAUGUGUCAAUGCUGGGGUGCCCAUUCACACUCUGUCAUAAAAGACCUGCCACUAGCAGUGAGUGAUCAGGAAGAUUCCAGUGCAUCCGGGAGCUUUGGGUGCUGGUUACACACAGUGAGCCAUGCGAGGCAAGCACCACCUUUGCUUGUGAGGCCAAAAGGGCCUGUGAGAAUUUGUUCCAGAACCAGUCUGAUGCAAGUGCACCUCUAAUAAAUGCCUUACAAACUCCAGAGGCCAUAUUCAAAACAGGGUCUUCUCAGUGUAUGCAAGGGGCUGCAGCCCCUCCUCUCUUCCUCCCCAGGUCGAACAAUACGGACAGUUUCACACAUAUCUACCUGUAUAACCCUCUGUACCUCUCAUAACUGGUCAACGACUGUAACAGGUUACAUCAGGUGUUUUUCUACAUACUUUUUACACAGAUUCUAUGCGAUUAAUGUAACUUAAUUCAGUGCAUCAUUUUAUUGUACUAGUUCUUAGGCUUGUCUUUUUUUUCUAAGUGAUUGUGGUUUUUCUUGUGGUUUUUAUUGUAAAAAUGAAAUGGCUGUUGAUGCUUAUUCUCUGUAACUAAGAAUUUUUACCUUUUUGGGAAAAAAGCAUUGCUAUGAACUAAUGAAUUGAAACUUCAUUUACUCAUUGUAAAUACACUAUUGUGCAAAAAAAAAAUUUUCACUCAGUUGAAUUGCUAGUGUUAACUGAAUUUUGUCUAGACACCAUUUCUGUUGAUGAAAUAAAGACAUAUCAUUAUGCAUUGUAAACUGA
Molecule: messenger RNA, 8919 nt
Organism: Equus quagga
Lineage: Eukaryota; Metazoa; Chordata; Mammalia; Perissodactyla; Equidae
Gene: BACH2
Product: BTB domain and CNC homolog 2
Exons: 7
Coding region: 702-3227 (841 amino acids)
Biological process (GO): regulation of transcription by RNA polymerase II
Molecular function (GO): DNA-binding transcription factor activity, RNA polymerase II-specific; protein binding; RNA polymerase II cis-regulatory region sequence-specific DNA binding
Source: RefSeq, a predicted model, not a curated record